Messenger RNA from Pongo pygmaeus (Bornean orangutan), 3287 nucleotides. It is a transcript of the gene NMBR, whose product is annotated as neuromedin B receptor. Gene Ontology annotation, molecular function: bombesin receptor activity. Gene Ontology annotation, biological process: bombesin receptor signaling pathway. The record is from RefSeq and is a predicted model, not a curated record. Gene Ontology annotation, cellular component: plasma membrane. Bases 824 to 1996 code for a protein of 390 amino acids. NCBI's taxonomy places the organism in Eukaryota, Metazoa, Chordata, Mammalia, Primates, Hominidae. The transcript is spliced from 5 exons.
AGUGUGCUUGGCUCUCGGCAGUCAGAACCCAUGGAAGACUGAGCAUUUUGGUGCUUAUGCUGCGCAUGGCGCUAGCGCUCUCUGCUGUUCAACGUUAAACACAAGUGGAAAAAGUAGAGUGCCUUGCCUGUUUUGAGACUACAGUGGAAAUUGUUAAUUACUCAUUAGGGACUUGACAGCUCAGCCCUUUAAUCCUCAGAGAUUCCAAAGUUCUCACCUGGGCUCCUCCUGCUUGGAGGCAGGUAAGGAUAGAUGUAUAUAGGGGCACACACACAUGCAUGGAGGACUGGCCUCCCCUCCAGUUCCACACAAUACAACAGGAACUUCACAAACAAGAGCAAAGCUGUGGGAAAAGCAGGUUGCAGGUGGCCCCGCGCUAGUUUCCAGGAUUUCAGCCGCGGCCCGCUGGACAGCGCCAGGAUGACUUCCGCUUCUCUGGGCGAACAGUAGGGCAGGUGAGUCCACUGAUCCCCAAGGGACAGCUCCUUGUUCCUGAAAGACUGUUUUCCGCUAGCUAACCGCGAGAACAAACCACUGAAUAUGGAACAAAGACGCAACCGCUUUUUUUUUUUUUUUUAUUAUUCAAAUUCAGAGUUAGCCGGAGCCAUUUCCCCCCUCUAGAAGCGGAGCGCCCGAGUGUGUGGACAGACCUCUCCCCAGGUCCUGAACUCUUAGGGACCUGGCGCUAAGAGGCGCGCCCCGCGGACAGUAAACUUGCAGGGGCGAGAGGGAGGGACAUCAGUUAAACCCAAAUCGUGGGCGUUCAGUCCUCAGGGCACCGGAGCGCGUGAAAACUCCAGCGGACUCUGCUGGAAAGGAGAUCAUGCCCUCUAAGUCUCUUUCCAACCUCUCGGUGACCACCGGCGCGAAUGAGAGCGGUUCCGUUCCCGAGGGGUGGGAAAGGGAUUUCCUGCCGGCCUCGGACGGGACCACCGCGGAGUUGGUGAUCCGCUGUGUGAUCCCGUCCCUCUACCUGCUCAUCAUCACCGUGGGCUUGCUGGGGAACAUCAUGCUGGUGAAGAUCUUCAUCACCAACAGCGCCAUGAGGAGCGUCCCCAACAUCUUCAUCUCUAACCUGGCGGCCGGGGACUUGCUGCUGCUGCUCACCUGCAUCCCGGUGGACGCCUCGCGCUACUUCUUCGACGAGUGGAUGUUCGGCAAGGUGGGCUGCAAACUGAUCCCUGUCAUCCAGCUCACUUCCGUGGGGGUUUCCGUGUUCACUCUCACUGCCCUCAGCGCCGACAGGUACAGAGCCAUCGUUAACCCCAUGGACAUGCAGACGUCAGGGGCAUUGCUGUGGACCUGUGUGAAGGCCACGGGUAUCUGGGUGGUCUCCGUGUUGUUGGCAGUUCCCGAAGCAGUGUUUUCAGAAGUGGCGCUCAUCAGUAGCUUGGAUAAUAGCAGCUUCACAGCAUGUAUCCCAUACCCUCAAACAGAUGAAUUACAUCCAAAGAUUCAUUCAGUGCUCAUUUUCUUGGUCUAUUUCCUCAUACCGCUUGCUAUUAUUAGCAUUUAUUAUUAUCAUAUUGCAAAGACCUUAAUUAAAAGCGCACACAAUCUUCCUGGAGAAUACAAUGAACAUACCAAAAAACAGAUGGAAACACGGAAACGCCUGGCUAAAAUUGUGCUUGUCUUUGUGGGCUGCUUCAUCUUCUGUUGGUUUCCAAACCACAUCCUUUACAUGUAUCGGUCUUUCAACUAUAAUGAGAUUGAUCCAUCUCUAGGCCACAUGAUUGUCACCUUAGUUGCCCGGGUUCUCAGUUUUGGCAAUUCUUGUGUCAACCCAUUUGCUCUUUACCUACUCAGUGAAAGCUUCAGGAGGCAUUUCAACAGCCAACUCUGCUGUGGGAGGAAGUCCUAUCAAGAGAGAGGAACCAGCUACCUACUCAGCUCUUCAGCGGUGCGUAUGACAUCUCUGAAAAGCAAUGCUAAGAACAUGGUGACCAAUUCUGUUUUACUAAAUGGGCACAGCAUGAAGCAGGAAGUGGCACUGUGAUUUUGGCCAUUCAACUCACUACCUGGAGAGAACUUAGUAACUGUUAAAAUUCCUAUUCAGCAGAUCAGAACGAAAUAAUUAUCCUAUUCUUGCUGUUGCUUAGCUAAUUUAUUAGGCAACUGCAUGAUUGACUCAGAAAAUGCAAGACGUUUUUUCUCUACACUAGACUUUAUUAUUUCUCUUUUCAUUUCCUAAUAAUUAGAAUAUGAGAAAAGACUUUAAAUCACUACAUAUAAUGCAUACAUGUAUAUAUAUUUGCACACACACGUACAUACACGUACAUUAUAUAUAUUUCAUAUUAAAGAUGAUCCCCAAACCAAUGCAAUAUGUAUAAUUUAACAUUGCUUUAGUAUUUAGGCUGUUGCUAAAGCCAAUUCUAGCAUAUUUGUCUGAGGUUUUGUUUUAUCUCGAAGCAUGAAAUAAAUUUCUGUUUUGACUCUGAUUCAGUAAGGGUAAUAUUCAAACUCCUAUUAUUUGAAAUACAAGUCAGAUUGUCCUGGUGAAUUUCAUUCAAUUCACAACUAUUGCAUGUAUGUGUGUACAUAUAUACAUAUAUAUGUGUAUGUGUGUACAUAUAUACAUAUAUAUGUGUAUGUGUGUACAUAUAUACAUAUAUAUGUGUAUGUGUGUAUACAUGUAUACAUGUAUGUGUGUAUACAUAAAUAUAUACAUAUAUGUAUAUAUGUACACACACACACACACGUCCUUCAUUUUAAGAAAAUAAUAAAAAAUUCAAAGGUGGAGCUUAAUCACAUGGGCAUUUAUUGUGAUUCUGUGAUUGUUCAUAAUUUAUAGAAAUAAUUCAUAUCUGUAACUUCUAAGUAUGUGAUUAACAGAUAUAAUGAAAUUAAUAUUAUGAAUUAUAAAAUAGGUAUGAUAUGAAUAUGAUUUACAUUAUGAAUGUAAAAUAGGCAUCAUAUGAAUAUGAUUUACAUUAUGAAUGUAAAAUAGGUAUCAUAUGUCCCAAAUUGCAAAACUACAACUCACAAGUUUGCAUGGCCAUCUUAGUAUACAUUGCUAAAUCCUUGAAUAUUUGGAUGAUUGUGUAUAGAUGCGAUAGGAUUUGUGUAAUUCCAGUGAGUUCAACCAUUUAUUCAUCCUCUCUUGCAAUACCCAACUGACAAAUAUGUGAGAUCACACUUAGGCAAUUUUUUUCUGCUUUUCUUGCAUGAUACCACAGUUUUCUCUGAAUAAAUGUCUUCUUCUUUUAGGAAAAUGCAAAUGUAUUGAUUACAGUUUAAAAGCUACCAUUUUUAAAAGCAUGUGUCAAUAAAUCUAAUAUUUAAAUCGA